Messenger RNA from Vitis riparia (riverbank grape), 1185 nucleotides. Its product is annotated as xyloglucan endotransglucosylase/hydrolase 2-like. The record is from RefSeq and is a predicted model, not a curated record. Gene Ontology annotation, biological process: cell wall biogenesis; xyloglucan metabolic process. Gene Ontology annotation, molecular function: hydrolase activity, hydrolyzing O-glycosyl compounds; xyloglucan:xyloglucosyl transferase activity. Gene Ontology annotation, cellular component: apoplast; cell wall. The transcript has 3 exons. Lineage: Eukaryota; Viridiplantae; Streptophyta; Magnoliopsida; Vitales; Vitaceae. Bases 125 to 970 code for a protein of 281 amino acids.
GUCUCCCCCAUCACCCACCAUCUCACUCAAGUCUAAACCCCUAUAUAUAUACCAUUUCCUCCCUUUCCUAAAACCCCACAUCCAAUUCUACAAACCCUCUCCUCUUCCCUUCUCUUCUCACAAAAUGGGGUCUUCUUCAAAUGGGUAUUCAGUGUUUUUGUUGCUUUUUGCAGUGGUGGUGGCUACUGCCUCCGCUAGUAACUUCUAUCAAGACUUUGACCUUACAUGGGGUGAUAAUCGUGCUAAGAUCUUCAAUGGAGGACAGCUGCUGUCUCUCUCCCUAGACCAGGCAUCUGGCUCUGGGUUUCAGUCCAAGAAGGAGUAUCUGUUUGGGAGGAUUGACAUGCAGCUCAAGCUUGUCGCUGGCAACUCUGCUGGCACCGUCACUGCCUACUACUUAUCUUCUCAAGGGUCAACCCAUGAUGAGAUCGACUUCGAAUUCCUGGGAAACCUGAGUGGAGAUCCUUACAUCCUUCAUACCAAUGUAUUCACUCAAGGGCAGGGCAACAGGGAGCAGCAAUUCUACCUCUGGUUCGACCCCACCCGUAACUUCCACACCUAUUCCAUCAUCUGGACCGCCCGACACAUCAUUUUCUUGGUGGACAACGUUCCCAUAAGGCUAUUCAAGAAUGCAGAAUCAAUGGGAGUUCCCUUCCCAAAGAACCAGCCCAUGAGGAUAUACUCAAGCCUCUGGAACGCGGAUGACUGGGCCACAAGAGGAGGGUUGGUGAAAACUGACUGGUCCAAGGCACCCUUCACAGCAUACUACCGGAACUUCAGAGCCAACUCCUCGACCCCCACAAGUUCAUUCCCUGACAGUACCUUCCAGACCCAAGAACUCGAUUCCUACAGCAGAAGAAGGCUGAGAUGGGUUCAGAAGAACUUCAUGAUUUACAACUACUGCACUGAUCUCAAACGCUUUCCUCAAGGUGUCCCUGCUGAGUGUAAGCGCUCAAGGUUUAAUCUCUAGAACAGUAUGGGUGGAGUUUAUAUAAGGGUGAGGCGUGAAUAUUAUUCUUUUGUUGUUUCCUCUCCAUCAUGGGCUUGGUGCUUAUAAGUCAUAAGUUACGGUACAAAUAAAUUAUUCUUUGCUUUGUAUGUAAGGGUUAAUUAUUGUCAUAUAUCAAUCUGUUUUUGUAUUUCAAAUAAUAAUAUAAUAAAUUAUAUGGUGUUGUAUUUUUGGAA